AUGGUGUCUCCUGCCAUUGCAUUGGCUUUCCUACCCCUCCUGCUGACACUGCUCAUCCGAUACCGUUUCUACUUUGCAUUGUUCUACCGAGCGGUCCUGGUCCGCCUUUGGAAGGAUUGUGUGACUGGUCUCAGCCGAGAGGAGAGGGCCUACCAGUAUAUUCUCACACAUGCCACACCCGGGGACCCUGACAGCAUCCUGGAAACGUUUGAUGAGUGGUGCAGCAAGGUGGAGUACAUCAGUAACAUUGGACCUAAGAAGGGAAAGAUCCUGGACAGGCUGAUGAUGGAGCAAAGUCCUCUUACAGUCCUGGAAUUGGGGACACACUGUGGCUAUAGCACAAUUCGUAUGGCCCGGGCUCUACCGCUGGGUGCAAGGAUCUACAGCGUCGAGAUGGACCAGAGGAAUGCUGCUAUUGCUGAAAAGGUCAUCCGACUGGCUGGCUUUGAUGACGACACAGUGGAGCUGAUUGUGAAUCCAUCAGACGAAGUGAUUCCACGCCUACGGUCUGACUUUGGUUUGGAGAGGCUUGAUUUGGUAUUCAUGGACCACUGGAAGAAAUGCUACUGUAAUGAUCUGCAGAUGUUGGAAGGUUCUGGUCUCCUUGGGAAGGGAUCUAUAAUUUUGGCAGACAACGUGCUGUUUCCUGGUGCUCCAAAAUUUCUCAGACACAUUCGCAAGAGCAGCCUGUAUGAAUGGAAGAUCCACCGUGCCACAUUGGAGUACAGCAAGGGUAUACGGGAUGGAAUGGCAGAGUUGGUGUACCAGGGGAUCCAAUAG
Nerophis lumbriciformis (worm pipefish) is the source of this 780-nucleotide messenger RNA. The record is from RefSeq and is a predicted model, not a curated record. Lineage: Eukaryota; Metazoa; Chordata; Actinopteri; Syngnathiformes; Syngnathidae.